AUAAAAGACAUCACAACUGCAGUAGACAUCAUUGAACAGCAGUGCUCGUUACAGUUUACAUCUCCACCAGAUGGCAUUCAUGAAGGUUGUGAUAUUCAUCGCUCUGCUAGCAGUCAGCUAUGCAGCUCCUGGCUACGAGAUUAAUUCCUAUGGUCACUAUGGUCCUGUGGCUGCAAUAGCUCAUGCCCCUACAGUGAGCUAUUCUCAUGCCCCUACAGUGAGCUAUUCUCAUGCCCCUACGUUGAGCUAUUCUCAUGCCCCUACGUUGAGCUAUUCUCAUGCCCCUGCAAUUGCACAUGCUCCCGUGGAACUGGAACAUCACGCUCCGGCUAAUUACGAGUUCAGUUACGGAGUUAAAGAUGGCCAUACCCACGACAUUAAGGAACAGGCCGAGAAGCGAGUUGGAGACAAAGUUGAUGGUUACUACAGCCUUGUUGAACCUGAUGGCACCACCCGAACUGUACACUACACCGCUGACGAUCACAACGGAUUCAACGCUGUUGUCAGCAAGUCCGGACACGAAGUUCAUCCAGCCACGGCAGUGAACGCAGCAGCAGUUGGUCUCAGCUACCCAAAAGCAACCCCUCUCGUCACGUAUCCUGCUGUCCCCAGCUACUCUCACGUAGCUCCCGCGGUGAGCUACAGUAACGCACUGGGACACGGAUAUUCUGCAGGCGGACUAGGACAUGGACCCAGUCUGGGACACGGUUAUGGAGGGUAUCAUUAACUUCAACAUUAUCAGGUCAUGAUAACUGCAUCGGAAAUAAUUUCACAAGCAUUUUGAAUUUCAUAUACAUACGUAUUUCAAUGACAAAUUAUUAUUCUAUAAUCCUGGAAAUUUCUACGUGUCACUGGCUAUGGGCUGGAUAAGCGGGGAUCAAUUCUCGGCAGAAGCAAGAAUAUACUCUUCUCUUCGGCACCGAAUCCAUAUUGGUUGUAGGUUGCAGUUUCCUAUCUAUUUGGUACUGGAUUCUUUCGGGGUGGGGGGAAGAUCUUCAUCCACUGCCGAGGUUAAUGAGUGGAACUUAAUCUCUACUCCUCGGAACUUCAUAGCAUGGGUCUUAAUUAAACAUCACCACUCUGACUGUAUUCAUUCAAACGCUUCAACUUAAUAUGAAAUACACAGCUCAACUUUCUCUUUAUACACUUAAAAUUCCCACACAUGUUACAUACAAUCCCUUGAAUGCAUCCUGAUUUCACAAAACCUUUAAUUUUCCACGUGCAUGUUAAAUUUUAUAACACAUCAUGAUUUGUGAAAAAUAGUUAAUAGCAUGAGUAAUGUAUUUUUCAUAUAAACUUGCAGUUUUGUUACUUAUGCCGCUGUUAUAUUGAUGGUGUUAUAAAUAAAAUAAUAUUACCAGAU
Zootermopsis nevadensis is the source of this 1363-nucleotide messenger RNA. RefSeq lists its product as uncharacterized. The record is from RefSeq and is a predicted model, not a curated record. Gene Ontology annotation, cellular component: extracellular matrix. Lineage: Eukaryota; Metazoa; Arthropoda; Insecta; Blattodea; Termopsidae.